GUGAAAUGGAGGAGAUAAGAAAAAUGGAGAAAAGGGAAGAAAUAACCCCAUUAUUUAGUGAAAAAACAAAAUCGGCUCAAAAGGCUGCUAUGGAAAAUCGAUGGGAAGAGUUCAAGGAAAAAAUGAAAGAUGACCAGGAAAACUUGUUGAAAUGGUUUGACCUAUUUGGGAACAACGCCAUCCACGUUGCAACUCGCUCCAACAACCCACAACUCCUCAAAGAACUAAUACAACUGGUGCCUAUAGAAGAAAGGUGGGAAGCCAUGUGCAUGGAGAAUCGUGAAGGAAACACUGUUUUGCACGAGGUUGUGUUUUGUGAGAAGGUGCAAAUGGCUAAUGUUGUGUUUGAGAUUGAAGAGGAGUUGGAGUUGCAAUUGCCAUCACAAUCUGCGGAUGAGGAAAAAGGGUCAUUGUUAGAGGCUAGAAACCACCGAGGUGAAACUCCUUUGUUCGUGGCUGCAAUGCAUGGAAGGGUAACCAUGCUCAUGCAUUUGGCCAACCGUGUAGCCACGCGUAACAUGGGAGAUGUUCGAAAACAUUUUCGUAGAUCAGACAAAUGUUCUGCUCUUCAUGCCACCGUCAUUGGCCAACAUUUUGAUGUUGCAAUUUGGCUUGUAAGAAUGGAUAAAGAACUUGCAAUGCAAAAGGAUGAGAGAGAUUUAACAUGUCUUCAACUACUUUCCAAAAUGCCACAAGUUUUCCAAAGUCACACUCGCAUGGGAUUACUGAAGAAGAGGCUGCCAGAUAAGAAAACAUAUGUUGUCUGGCAAAUUGUUGUAAGAUUGCAGGAGAAAUAG
Cajanus cajan (pigeon pea) is the source of this 797-nucleotide messenger RNA. The record is from RefSeq and is a predicted model, not a curated record. Lineage: Eukaryota; Viridiplantae; Streptophyta; Magnoliopsida; Fabales; Fabaceae.